ACAAAAAUGUUAUCUCGACGACGAAGAAAGAUAAUGUCUCAUUCUGUCCUUUUGGACACGUGUCACGCAACAAACAGUAUUAGGACGGUAAAUUCAGUCCUUGGGAGGACCCGAUCGGGAGUACCGGACUCUCUUUAAAUCUCUUCCCUUUUCAGCUCCUCCUUGUUUUCCCGCUUGUAAGGAUUCCUCUAUACUUGUCUCCCUCUCUCCCACAGAGUUGUGGCUUCCUUGCUCAUUUCGGUUUCUAGUUCAGAAUAUCAUUCCUUCUUAUAGUUCUUCCACAAUUUCUCACUUUGGUACAAAAUCAGUUUUCCUUCAUUGGCCAUGGACUCGAUAUGGAUCACAUUAGCACCUGCAACUCCUUAUCUGAUCACCUUCAUUGCCUUUUUGAUACUUUUAGAGCAAAUUAGUUACCUGAGGAAGAAGCGAACUCUCCCUGGUCCUCCGUUUGUGUUUCCUUUUCUUGGUAACGCAAUCUCUCUGGUUCGCAACCCAGCCAAGUUCUGGGACCUCCAAUCUUCCUUCGCUAAAUCCACCCCUUUGGGCGUCUCCGUCAACUACAUCAUCGGUAGCUUCAUCGUUUUCAUCCGAAGCUCCGAGCUUUCUUACAAAAUCUUCGCCAAUGUUCGUCCUGAUGCCUUCCACCUCAUCGGCCAUCCAUUCGGUAAAAAGCUCUUUGGUGAACACAAUCUCAUUUACAUGAUGGGUCAGGAUCACAAAGAUCUUCGCCGUCGAAUUGCCCCCAAUUUCACCCUCAAAGCCCUAUCCACUUACAUCAAUUUGCAGCAAAAGAUCAUCCUCGAACACCUGAAACUCUGGGAAUCACUCUGUUCCAGUAAUCCCUCUAAGCCCAUCGCUCUUCGUCUUCUCUGUCGUGACAUGAAUCUCGAAACCUCUCAAACUGUCUUCGUUGGGCCUUACUUGAGUGCCAAAGCUCGGGAAGGUUUCAAUAGAGAUUAUAAUCUGUUUAAUGUAGGAUUGAUGAAACUGCCGAUCGAUCUCCCUGGCUUUGGGUUCCGUAAGGCUAGGUUCGCCGUCAAUAGGCUUUGUGAAACUCUAGCUGUCUGUGCUGGUCAGAGCAAAGAGAAAAUGAUGAAAGGAGAAGAACCCUCGUGUUUGGUUGAUUUCUGGAUGCAGGAGACUCUAAAGGAGAUCAAUGCAGCGGCGGAAUCUGGCAAAAAGGCUCCGUAUUCCGACGAUAUCGAGAUCGGUGGCCACCUCUUCGACUUCCUCUUUGCAGCUCAAGAUGCUUCUACUUCGUCUCUGUUAUGGGCUGUGUCGCUCUUGCAUUCACACCCUCAAGUGUUGCAGAAGGUUAGAGAAGAGGUCUCUGCAAUUUGGUCGCCUGGAUCUAACGCGCUCAUUACUACGGAGAAAUUGAAAGAGAUGAAGUAUACAGAGGCGGUGGCGCGUGAGAUUGUGAGGUUUCGAACUCCGGCGACUCUCGUACCUCAUAUCUCCGCAGAGGAUUUUCCGUUGACGGAGACUUACACGAUACCAAAAGGAACGAUUGUGUUUCCCUCUGUAUUCGAGUCGUCGUUCCAGGGGUUCACUGAACCGGAACUGUUCGACCCGGAUAGGUUCUUGGACGAUCGGAAGGAGGACCAGUUGUAUAAGAGGUAUUUUCUUGCUUUUGGUGCUGGGGCCCACCAAUGCGUGGGACAGAGAUAUGCGCUCAAUCAUCUGGUGCUCUUCAUCGCUAUGUUUACGUCGCUGCUCGACUUCAAGAGGCACCUAACGGACGGCUGUGAUGACAUUGCGUAUGUCCCCACCAUCUGCCCUAAGGAUGAUUGCCUGGUUUACCUCAGUAGGAGGUGCUCGAGCUACCCUUUUUUCAUGGAGUUCACAUCUUCUAUAGUGAACGAUGAACUGCGAUGAACAUUGCAGUUGAGAGUAUCUAGGCAUGCGCUUAAGGAACUCCCAGUCACCAAAUACUCAUUGCAUCGGUGCAGUAACGGUAGCCGAUUUUCACUCUUUCACCGAAUUCGUGUCUUUAAAAAAAAAAAAAUUAU
Macadamia integrifolia is the source of this 2012-nucleotide messenger RNA. RefSeq names its product cytochrome P450 710A11-like. The record is from RefSeq and is a predicted model, not a curated record. Gene Ontology annotation, molecular function: heme binding; monooxygenase activity; iron ion binding. The transcript has a single exon. Lineage: Eukaryota; Viridiplantae; Streptophyta; Magnoliopsida; Proteales; Proteaceae. Gene Ontology annotation, biological process: sterol metabolic process. Bases 325 to 1878 code for a protein of 517 amino acids.